AUGGUCGUGCCCCCAAGCAGCGGAGGGGCUGCUGCUGCCUCUUCAGCAAGUCGCCCGACAUUCACCGCCAGCAAUGUCGCCUCCAAGUCUGCUGCUCAUACGCCGAGUGCAGCCGUCAACAACACACCCAUGCCUCUCAGCGCAAGACGCUCAGAGCCUCUGGACCUGAACACUGUAGAACGUCGGGGACAACCAAAUGCUGCGCCUGAGAUCAUCAAGAGGAACAGACUACACGGUAUCCCCGAAGGGCCCACCUUCCGACCCACCGAGGAGGAGUUUCGCGACCCUAUGGCGUAUAUGCGCAAGAUUGAACCUGAAGGUCGAAGAUAUGGAAUCGCAAAGAUCAUCCCUCCUGAAGGUUGGCAGAUGCCUUUCGCCAUUGACACAUCAGUGCGUAUUGCAUGA
This is a messenger RNA of Aureobasidium uvarum, 405 nucleotides long. The record is from the annotation of a GenBank genome assembly. NCBI's taxonomy places the organism in Eukaryota, Fungi, Ascomycota, Dothideomycetes, Dothideales, Saccotheciaceae.